CAGGGCCUGUAGACCUGAGUGGAUGGACACUGCCUCUUAGAACUAGAACUUAGAACUUUAUCUUGAAAAUGUACCACUGUUGCAGAAGCUCCUCACAGAGUAUGUGUCAGGCAUUUUCAACCUGCUAAAGGCAAGAGGAAGUGUUCACCACAUAGUUCCAAAGGUCUUCAACUUGCCACAGCCAACAGAAAAAUCAAAAUGAUUGAACCCUUUGGGAAUCAGUAUAUUGUGGCCAGACCAGUGUAUUCUACAAAUGCUUUUGAGGAAAAUCAUAAAAAGAGAGACAGACAUCAUAAGGGAUUUCUGGAUCAUGCCAAAGCGUGUUGUAGCUGUUCCACACAAAAGGCCAAGAGAAUUGUCCUCUCUUUGUUCCCCAUAGCAUCUUGGUUGCCAGCAUACCGGCUUAAAGAAUGGUUGCUCAGUGAUAUUGUUUCUGGUAUCAGCACAGGGAUUGUGGCCGUACUACAAGGUUUAGCAUUUGCUCUGCUGGUCGACAUCCCCCCAGUCUAUGGGUUGUAUGCAUCCUUUUUCCCAGCCAUAAUCUACUUUUUCUUCGGCACUUCCAGACACAUAUCCGUGGGUCCGUUUCCGAUUCUGAGUAUGAUGGUGGGACUAGCAGUUUCAGGAGCAGUCACAGCUCGCAAUGAAACUACUUCGGGAUCGUCUAACAGCUGGAGUGAUAAUUCUUUAUCACCGGAUGACGAGAGGGUGAAUGCUGCGGUAGCAGUCACAGUACUUUCUGGAAUCAUCCAGUUGGCUUUUGGGAUUCUGCGGAUUGGAUUUGUAGUGAUAUACCUAUCUGAGUCCCUCAUCAGUGGCUUCACUACUGCUGCUGCUGUUCAUGUUUUGGUUUCCCAACUGAAAUUCAUUUUUCAGCUGACAGUCCCGUCACACACUGAUCCACUUUCAAUUUUCAAAGUACUAGUGUCUGUAUUCUCACAAAUAGAGAAGACUAAUAUUGCAGACAUGGUGACAGCUCUGAUUAUCCUUUUGGUUGUAUCCAUUGUUAAAGAAAUAAAUCAGCGCUUCAAAGACAAACUUCCAGUGCCUAUUCCAAUCGAAUUCAUUAUGACCGUGAUCGCAGCAGGUGUAUCCUAUGGCUUUGACUUUAAAAACAGGUUUAAUGUGACUGUGGUUGGGGACAUGAAUCCUGGAUUUCAGCCCCCUCUUACACCUAACGUGACGAUUUUCAAAGAAACCAUAGGAGAUUGCUUUGGCAUCGCAUUGGUUGCAUUUGCAGUGGCCUUUUCAGUUGCCAGCGUCUAUUCCCUCAAAUACGAUUAUCCACUUGAUGGUAAUCAGGAGUUAAUAGCCUUGGGAUUGGGUAACAUAGUCUGUGGAGUUUUCAGAGGAUUUGCUGGGAGUACUGCCCUCUCCAGAUCAGCAGUUCAGGAGAGCACAGGAGGCAAAACACAGAUUGCUGGGCUUAUUGGUGCCAUCAUCGUGCUGAUUGUCAUUCUAGCCAUUGGAUUUCUCCUGGCGCCUCUACAAAAGUCCGUCCUGGCAGCUUUAGCACUGGGAAACUUAAAGGGAAUGCUGAUGCAGUUUGCUGAAAUAUGCAGAUUGUGGCGAAAGGAUAAAUAUGAUUGUUUAAUUUGGAUCGUGACCUUCGUCUUCACCAUUGUCCUGGGACUCGGGUUAGGCCUGGCAGCUAGUGUGGCAUUUCAACUGCUAACCAUCGUGUUCAGGACCCAAUUUCCAAAAUGCAGCACGCUGGCUAAUAUUGGAAGAAGCAACAUCUAUAAGAAUAAAAAAGAUUAUUACGAUAUGUAUGAGCCAGAAGGAGUGAAAAUUUUCAGAUGUCCAUCUCCUAUCUACUUUGCAAACAUUGGUUUCUUUAGGCAGAAACUUAUCGAUGCUGUUGGCUUUAGUCCACUUCGAAUUCUACGCAAACGCAACAAAGCUUUGAGGAAAAUCCGAAAACUGCAGAAGCAAGGCUUGCUACAAGUGACACCAAAAGGAUUUAUAUGUACUGUUGACACCAUAAAAGAUUCCGAUGAAGAGCUGGACAACAAUCAGAUAGAAGUACUAGACCAGCCAAUCAAUACCACAGACCUGCCUUUCCAGAUUGACUGGAAUGAUGAUCUUCCUCUCAACAUUGAGGUCCCCAAAAUCAGCCUCCACAGCCUCAUUCUCGACUUUUCGGCAGUGUCCUUUCUUGAUGUUUCUUCAAUGAGGGGCCUUAAAUCGAUUUUGCAAGAAUUUAUCAGGAUCAAGGUAGACGUGUAUAUCGUUGGAACUGAUGAUGACUUCAUUGAGAAGCUUAACCGGUAUGAAUUUUUUGAUGGUGAAGUGAAAAACUCAAUAUUUUUCUUAACAAUCCAUGAUGCUGUUUUGCAUAUUUUGAUGAAGAAAGAUUACAGUACUUCAAAGUUUAAUCCCAGUCAGGAAAAAUAUGGAAAAAUUGAUUUUACCAUAAAUACAAAUGGAGGAUUACGUAAUCGGGUAUAUCAGGUGCCAAUUGAAACAAAAUUCUAAUCAACAUAUAAUUCAGAAGGAUCUUCAUCUGACUAUGACAUAAAAAACAACUUUAUACCCAGAAAGUUAUUGAUAAGUUCAUACAUUGUAUGAAGAGUAUUUUUGGCAGAAUAUGUUUCAAACUUUGGAACAAGAUUGUUCUAGCAUGGCAUAUUUUUCACGUAUCUAGUAUGAAAUUAUAUAAAUAUUCCUAAUUUUAUAUCUUGUAGAUUUAUCAAAGGGCGAAAAUUAUUUUGUUCAUACGUAUUUUUGUAGCACUGACAGAUUUCCAUCCUAGUCACUACCUUCAUGCAUAGGUUUAGCAGUAUAGUGGCGCCACUGUUUUGAAUCUCAUAAUUUAUACAGGUCAUACUAAUAUAUUUCCAUUAAAAAAUCAGUUGUACAGUG
Nomascus leucogenys (northern white-cheeked gibbon) is the source of this 2865-nucleotide messenger RNA. It is a transcript of the gene SLC26A3, whose product is annotated as solute carrier family 26 member 3. The record is from RefSeq and is a predicted model, not a curated record. Gene Ontology annotation, cellular component: membrane. Gene Ontology annotation, molecular function: oxalate transmembrane transporter activity; bicarbonate transmembrane transporter activity; chloride transmembrane transporter activity. Lineage: Eukaryota; Metazoa; Chordata; Mammalia; Primates; Hylobatidae. Gene Ontology annotation, biological process: transmembrane transport.